AUGGGUGGCCCUAAUCUCGAGGUCUUUAAGUUCGGCAUGUACAUCCUCUUUCCCAUCGGCAUAAUGUACUACUUUGGCACAAACCUCGACUCGCGCUUCAGUACACCUGAUUUCUGGCCAAAGGAAGGUCAAACGCACACCAUACCGUUCGAGAGGGAAGACAUCAAGGUCGAACUCAAUAGAUUGAAGCAACGACGACUUCUCAACCGGGCCAAGAGAAUGGAACUCGAGCAGUCGGGACAAUUGCCGGAGGAGAUCACGAGGAAUCGAGAUGAGGUUGAGGCGAGAGGGGCGAGGGAGAUAUUGGGCGAGGUCAAGACGGUGGAGCCGGAGAAGAGUCAAUUCGCGAGGGAGGGUGGGAAGGGCUGGUUUGGUUGGUUGAAGUGA
This is a messenger RNA of Recurvomyces mirabilis, 387 nucleotides long. RefSeq lists its product as uncharacterized. NCBI's taxonomy places the organism in Eukaryota, Fungi, Ascomycota, Dothideomycetes, Mycosphaerellales, Teratosphaeriaceae. Gene Ontology annotation, biological process: mitochondrial respiratory chain complex IV assembly. Gene Ontology annotation, cellular component: mitochondrial inner membrane; mitochondrion. Bases 1 to 387 code for a protein of 128 amino acids. The transcript is spliced from 2 exons. The record is from RefSeq and is a predicted model, not a curated record.